Neurospora tetraspora is the source of this 2100-nucleotide messenger RNA. Its product is annotated as cytochrome P450. NCBI's taxonomy places the organism in Eukaryota, Fungi, Ascomycota, Sordariomycetes, Sordariales, Sordariaceae. The record is from RefSeq and is a predicted model, not a curated record. The transcript has 2 exons. Bases 72 to 1979 code for a protein of 635 amino acids. Gene Ontology annotation, molecular function: oxidoreductase activity, acting on paired donors, with incorporation or reduction of molecular oxygen; monooxygenase activity; heme binding.
CGGAGUGCCAAGCUUCAUGGUCACACAACAACAGAAAGCCCUGUCGUGAGUUCAUGGGCUGACAGCAUAGCAUGGAAGUGCAACACGACACUGAAUUUGCCGCUUUUACGCAGCACGGCGACAGAACCCCCGGUAUAGCGUGGCCUUCAAUGUCCUUGGUCAACCUGACCACCCUAAAAUCCCCCAUUGGGACAGCUCUCAUUGCCGGAGUACUUUUGAUCUUGUACCUUGCAUAUCGAGCUAUCCUUCCCAAGCCUAUUGCGGGUAUCCCGUAUAACAAGCAUGCGGCUCGGAGUCCUUUGGGCGAUAUCCCCGAGAUGUUGGGAUAUAUUCGCAAGAAAAAAGAGGUGUUUUCCUGGAUGGGGUCCCUGACGGAAAGGCACAACAGCCCGAUUGUCCAGGUCUUCAUUAAGCCAUUCGAAAAGCCAUGGGUCGUUGUGGCAGACCCAUUCGAGACGCAGGACAUCCUUCUCCGGCGCGGCAAGGAGAUUGACCGAAGCCUGCUCAUCGGCGACAUUCUCGGCCCCCUUCUCCCCGAACAGCACAUGCAGUUCCACUCAGAUGACCCGCGCUUCAAGAAAAACCGCAACCUUAUCAACCAUUUGAUGACCCCAUCGUUUAUCAACCGGGUCAGCGGUCCCGAAACAUACCGCGGCGUAAACCUUCUCAUUCAACUCUGGAAGGCGAAGUGUGAGCGCGCCCAAGGCCGUCCCUUCUCUGCAAUCCAUGACCUCAGCCACAGCGCCCUCGACGCCAUCACUGGCGCGCUCAUCGGCCUUCCUGAAUGCGAAAACAUCACUUGGAAGCGUUUGGAGGCCGUCAAUCAGGUUUCACUGCCCGAGGGUGACGUCGACCCGAGUAAUGUCAACAAGCCAAUCACCUUCCCCGAGGGCUCCAUCCCCCCUUUCCUCAGCGCCAUCAUCACCAUGACGAAUUCCCUAAUGCUCACCCAGCUUUCCCCUCUGCCCAAACCCACCUACAAGAUCGCCAAAAUGUUCCCCUCUCUGAAGAACGCCAUCGCGACAAAGGAGACCUACAUCACCUCCAAGAUCGACGAAUCCCUGGCCCUCAUUAACUCCUCCAAUCCCGACCAAGCAGACAAUUCCCAACUUCCCCAAAACGCCAUCCACUCCGUCCUCCUCCGCGAGCGCCAACUCGCCCUCAAAGAGGGUCGCACCCCCAACUACCACUCCCGCGCCAUCUCGGACGAGUUCGUCAGCUUCCUCCUCGCCGGCCACGACACCACCGCCGUCACCAUGGCCUGGGGCGUCAAAUACCUGUCCGACCACCCUCGCGUCCAAGACCGUUUACGCGCGGAGCUGCGCGCCGCGAUGCCUGCCGCCUUUGCGGAAAAACGGGCGCCGACGUACGAGGAGAUCGUUGCCCUCCAGAACCAGCAGCAGGGAGGAGAGUCCACGCGGAGAAAGAGCGAGUAUCUGGACGCGGUAAUCGAGGAGGUGUUGAGGGUGGGGAAUGUCAUCGAUUUCUUGCUUCGCGAGACGUUGCGGGAUACCGAGAUCUUGGGCAGAAUGGUUCCGAAGGGCACGUCGAUUUGCUUGGUGGGCAACGGGCCGGGGUAUGUCAGGCCUGCUGCUUUGGUCGAGGUUAAUGAUGCGGUGCGCAGUCCGGGGGCGAGGAAGGAGGGGUCCAACAAGUUGGGGAAGAUGUUGAGCGGGAAGUGGGAUGAUGGGGAUUUGGGCGAGUUUAAGCCGGAAAGGUGGUUGAAGGUGAAUGGGGAGACGGGGAGGGAGGAGUUUGAUCCGCUGGCGGGGCCGACGUUGGCGUUUGGCCUGGGGCCGAGGGGGUGUUAUGGGAAGAGGUUGGGGAUGGUGGCGUUGAGGAUUUAUUUUGUGAUGAUUGUGUGGUGGUUUAGGCUGGGGAAGUGUCCGGAGGAGUUGAGCGGGUAUGAGGGCGUGCAGAAGUUUGCUAGGGAGCCGAGGCGCUGUUUUGUUAGGCUGGAGGAUGCGAUGGGGCGCUGAAGGAUGGUUGGGGGUCUGGGUCCGGGAAGGGACGAAUCAUGAUCACUCCCCAUUUUCAAAGCCCAAUUCCAGUUUGUCAACAAUUGAAGAAUAAAAGAUCUCCGAAGAAUUGAUUGAUUAA